Chenopodium quinoa (quinoa) is the source of this 1046-nucleotide messenger RNA. Its product is annotated as protein TWIN SISTER of FT-like. The record is from RefSeq and is a predicted model, not a curated record. The transcript is spliced from 4 exons. The coding region runs from base 352 to 879 and encodes 175 amino acids. Lineage: Eukaryota; Viridiplantae; Streptophyta; Magnoliopsida; Caryophyllales; Amaranthaceae.
UUUGCGAUUCGAUUUGGUUUUAAACCGCAUUAGUUUCACCCCUAUAAAGCAUAUUGGACGUUUGAUGUGACCACCAGCCCCUCCUCCACUUGGCUUUUAUAAUAGUGAUAUAUGCAAUAUAUUCACUCGUUAGUUUAUUUCCUCAUAUAAUGAAGUAUAAUUUAUUUGGAAAUAGAGGGAAUAAGUUUGAUAUCUUUAUGAACCCUAUAAAUAGAACUCACUACUAUACCUACUGUAGAACAUAAGUAAACCAAAAAAAAUAAAAAAUAAAAAAUAAAAAAAAAAAUAAAAGUCUAGAUAGGUACAAAUUUUGUUAAAUUGCCUAUAAACGUACAUACAUAAAACAACUCUAUGCCUAGUGGAAGAGAUUCACUUGUUGUAGGACAAGUGAUUGGGGAUGUUUUGGAUCCCUUUAUAAGGUCGGUAGCUCUAAGAGUUGUCUAUGACAAUAGAGAAGUCAUUAAUGCCAGUGAAUUUAGACCUUCUCAAGUUGUCAAUCCACCAAUGAUUGAAAUUCAGGGUAAUGAUCCUAUGGCAUUCUAUACUUUGGUUAUGGUGGAUCCUGAUACUCCUAGCCCCGGCAAUCCUACCGAAAGAGAAUACUUGCAUUGGUUAGUAACUAACAUACCGGCUACUGGAGGCAUUAGUUUAGGGCAAGAAAUCGUGGCAUACGAAAAUCCAAGGCCGUCAUUGGGCAUACAUCGACUUGUAUUUGCUGUAUUUUGUCACUCAGGGAGGCAAAUAAUCGGUGCACCAGGGUGGCGUCCGAAUUUCUUCACUAGGGAAUUUGCCGAAGUUUACAAUCUUGGCUCGCCUGUGGCUGCAACAUACUUCACUUGUCAAAGAGAAGGCGGUUACAGAGGAAGGAGGCGAAGCUAGGCUUGGAAUAAUGAAGCGUUAAAUUCUGCUGUAUUUGGAGCAUCAUGCAUUAUGCAUUUUAUCAUUAUGUUUAACAAUAAAACUAUCAUGUUGGCUAUUCUAGCUAGUUUGGUUGGCUUAAGUUCUCGAAGGUUUUUGACCAGAACCUCGUGAUAGGUUAGAGGUGU